Molecule: messenger RNA, 1235 nt
Organism: Artibeus jamaicensis (Jamaican fruit-eating bat)
Lineage: Eukaryota; Metazoa; Chordata; Mammalia; Chiroptera; Phyllostomidae
Gene: RPF1
Product: ribosome production factor 1 homolog
Exons: 9
Coding region: 18-1055 (345 amino acids)
Biological process (GO): maturation of 5.8S rRNA; maturation of LSU-rRNA
Cellular component (GO): preribosome, large subunit precursor; nucleolus
Molecular function (GO): rRNA primary transcript binding
Source: RefSeq, a predicted model, not a curated record
GCCAAGGAACAAACACUAUGGAGGAGACCGGCGGCAGCCGAAAGAAAGCCCUGAAACGCAAAAGCGCUACCGAAGAACCUCAAGAGGCGGCAGUCGUUAAGGAUGAAGCGACAGAAAGCGGGGUCCAACCCCCCAAAGUGUCUGCCUUUCCUCCAGGCUUCAGCAUUUCCGAGAUCAAAAACAAACAGCGGCGACACUUAAUGUUCACGCGGUGGAAACAGCAGCAGCGAAAGGAAAAGUUGGCAGCUAAGAAAAAACUUAAAAAACAGAGAGAGGCUCUUGGUGAUAAGGCUCCACCCAAACCUAUACCCAAGACCAUUGACAACCAGCGAGUGUAUGAUGAAACCACAGUAGACCCUGCUGAUGAGGAGGUUGCUUAUGAUGAAGCUACAGAUGAAUUUGCUUCUUACUUCAACAGACAGACUUCUCCCAAGAUUCUCAUUACAACAUCAGAUAGACCUCAUGGGAGAACAGUACGACUCUGUGAACAGCUCUCCACAGUUAUACCAAACUCACAUGUUUAUUACAGAAGAGGACUGGCUCUGAAAAAAAUUAUUCCACAGUGCAUCUCCAGAGAUUUCACAGAUCUGAUUGUUAUUAAUGAAGAUCGUAAAACCCCAAAUGGAUUAAUUCUGAGUCACUUGCCAAAUGGACCAACUGCUCAUUUUAAGAUGAGCAGUGUUCGUCUGCGUAAAGAAAUUAAGAGAAGAGGCAAGGACCCCACAGAACACAUACCUGAAAUAAUUUUGAAUAAUUUUACAACACGGCUGGGUCAUUCUGUUGGACGGAUGUUUGCAUCUCUCUUUCCCCAUAAUCCUCAGUUUACUGGAAGGCAGGUUGCCACAUUCCACAAUCAACGGGAUUAUAUCUUCUUCAGAUUUCAUAGAUACAUAUUCAAGAGUGAAAAGAAAGUGGGAAUUCAGGAACUAGGACCACGUUUUACCUUAAAAUUAAGAUCUCUUCAGAAAGGAACCUUUGAUUCUAAAUAUGGAGAAUAUGAAUGGGUCCAUAAGCCCCGGGAAAUGGAUACAAGUAGAAGAAAAUUCCACUUAUAAAGUUAACUGAAGAAAUAGUAUUGGAUUUUGCAGAGCAGGCCUAUCUUGAGACUGUGACAGAAGAUGCUUCAAAAGGGCAUUUACUGAUAACACCUUUCCUGUCUGAACAAAUUACCUUGUGCCAUUACCUACCACUUACUGUAUCUGUAAGAAAUACAAAUAAAUGUGAUUUUGGUAAGA